CGCCGUUUCUCUCGUCUCACUGGCGCCUGUCCCCUCUUUACGGCAGAAACCUACCUUACCUUACCUAGGACGCCUUUGAGACUCUGAGAAUCACUUUUACGUCUCUUUCGAGUCCUCCGCCUUUCCACCCAUCUUGCAGUCCUAAAAUACCGCCCUCGACCCCUUCGCUGGACGCUCUGGACUAGGGCCACAUCUGAUACCCAGACUCCCCUGUUCGCCAGAUUUCAGAUUGCCCCAAUGGCUGCCGCUGCCCGUACCAUCCGCUUGGCUACACGCCUCACGGCCGUACCCCGCCCCCUCAUUGCCCGUGCCGUUCUGCCCAGCAGCUUCGCUCAACGUGCUGCCUUCUCCCUUUCGGCCCGGCGCCUCAAGUCGGAGGUUAUCAAGGAAACCGAGAUCCCUGUUUCGGUUUACACCCCCGACUCCAAGGGUGUUGCCUCUUCCAGCUCGGACCACUUCAGCAUUCCGGUCAAAAGAAUCCCCGAGCCCUUGGAAGAAGAGGAUGUCGUCGUUCCUCUCAACGAGAAUGUCUUUAGACAGAUGCCCCAAACACUCCAGAAGAUGAGCGUCAUGGGGAAAGUCAUCAUUAUCACUGGUGGUGCUCGGGGACUUGGAAAUCACAUGGCUCGCGCUUGCGCUGAGGCCGGUGCCAAGGCCAUUGUCAUUUUUGACGCGAACCAGGACCUUGGAGAUGAGAGUGCGGCUGAGCUUCAUCAGAAGACAGGCCUGCCAGUUUCGUUCUUCAAGGUUGACGUCCGUGAUGGCAAUGCAAUCAACGCCGCCGUCCAGAACGUGGUGGAUCUUUACGGCACUCCCGAUGUUCUUGUGAACUCGGCGGGCAUCGCCGACUCCAACAUUAAGGCUGAGACUUACGACCCAGCAAUGUUCCGCCGUCUAAUCGACAUCAACCUAACGGGCUCUUUCUUGAUGUCGCAAGCAGUGGGUCGCGCGAUGAUGGCUGCCGGCAAACCUGGAUCCAUCAUUCUAGUGGCGUCUAUGUCGGGUACGGUUGUCAACUAUCCCCAGGAGCAGUCCUGCUACAACGCCUCCAAGGCUGGCGUCAUCCAGCUUGGCAAGUCGCUCGCUGCCGAGUGGGCCAAACAUAGCAUCCGCGUCAAUUGCAUCUCCCCUGGCUACAUGGACACUGCACUAAACAAAGUGCCUGCUUUGGAUGCCCAGAAGAAGAUUUGGAGGUCGUUGACUCCCCAGGAUCGCCUGGGCGCAGUUGAUGACCUCAACGGACUUUGCGUCUUCCUGGCGUCCGAUGCCUCUGGCUUCAUGACAGGCUCCAACGUCAUCAUUGAUGGCGGAUACACGCUCUACUGAGCCAGGCACACGAGUCUGGCUCGGAAAACGCUCGACAAACGGCAUUUUUGGUUACUAAUGAUACCAGAGGGACGUCUGUACGCAUUCUGUCAGUCAGAAGGAUACGAACGGCGCAAUUGUUUUGCAUGAAAGCCCUGAACUGGGUGGUAACGAGGCUUUCAUAUACCCAGUGAGGGCGAGGGUUUAAUGUGUCACCGAGAGUUUUAUUUUACAGCGGUGCUUACAUCU
Molecule: messenger RNA, 1554 nt
Organism: Lasiosphaeria miniovina
Lineage: Eukaryota; Fungi; Ascomycota; Sordariomycetes; Sordariales; Lasiosphaeriaceae
Exons: 2
Coding region: 238-1326 (362 amino acids)
Molecular function (GO): oxidoreductase activity, acting on the CH-OH group of donors, NAD or NADP as acceptor
Source: RefSeq, a predicted model, not a curated record